Messenger RNA from Anopheles cruzii, 2912 nucleotides. RefSeq names its product ceramide synthase. The record is from RefSeq and is a predicted model, not a curated record. Bases 260 to 1504 code for a protein of 414 amino acids. The transcript has 6 exons. Gene Ontology annotation, biological process: lipid homeostasis. NCBI's taxonomy places the organism in Eukaryota, Metazoa, Arthropoda, Insecta, Diptera, Culicidae. Gene Ontology annotation, cellular component: membrane; endoplasmic reticulum.
GCGCCGUGCGGUCAUUUAGUUGGUUGAAUUUGCCGCAACAAUAACUACGCACCUGUGGAGGGCGCAGCGCCCGCAAACGCAUCCAUCUUCAUACACUUCAUUUGAUCCGAACCGGGCCACCCCUCAAGUUCUCGGAGAAGACGAUGAUCAGUUCUGCACGGUGCACAUAAAAGCGCGUUUGUGUCCUGAGCCGCCGCAAGCCGAGGGGAAUCGUGCGAAACUUAAAACACCCAAAAACGACGCAGUUCGAACCGGUACAAUGGAGAAGAUCAAUACGCGUGGUUGCGUUUUCUCGCUGCUCUACUCGGUCGGUUCGUUUGCACUGGCCACCGCCAGUCUGUCGUCCCUCAACCCGAGCGAUCGGAUAACGGUGCAGAAGGGAGCUCUCCUGAUCAGUCUUGGGUUCGUGUACUUUGUCGCACUGACAGAGUUCCUCAACAAACUGCUGCUGCGGACGUCGCUAGGCCACAGCUUUGUGAAGCGCUACCGGUUACGAGUAACCGAUGUGCUGGAAAUUACGAAUAAGGUCGUCUCGGCAGUGCAGGCAGCCUUCUCCUGUCUGGCCGGUCUGUUCGUGUGCCGCUGGUCCUGUCCGAGAAACUUCCUGCACGCAUCGCACUUCCUCUCGGAGUCCUACGCCUGGUUCGCGGCAUCGUACUUCUUCUACGAUCUCUGGUCGAUGUACAAAAUUUAUGCCGCCGAAGCGGCCAUCAAGAUUAAGGCCAAGCUUGGACUGCAGGCACGCGAGGUGCGUGAGGGCACGAACAACAGCACUGGCGGCCGGCGGGGCCGUGAUCUGCGGAACGUAAACGGCGGUGCAGUGAAUGGUGAAGUGCGAGAGAAGCACGGAGACGAAGACGGCGGCCAGUUGCAAGCGUUGGACGACAUACCGAGUGUUGGCCGGGGUACGCUCUCGUUCGUCAGCCCGUGCAAGCUUGGUAUUCCAAGCUUCGCCCGGUACAUCAUGUCGCAUCCGUUGAUGGUGUUCCAUCAUCUUUUCAUCGGUUCGUAUGGGCUCAUGGUGAUUUCGUUUCUUCGUGGAGGGCUUGGAGACUGUGUGUUCAGCUUCAUGUACAUGAUGGAACUAUCGACGCCAUUCGUAUCGCUCCGGGGCAUUCUGAGUGUGAUGGGACUGAAGAAGUCAAAAGUGUACGUCAUCAACGGACUGGUAAUGCUGGUCACCUUCUUCUGGUGUCGCGUCUUCCUGAUGCCUUAUGUUUGCUACUACUACAGUCAGGUGGUAAAUCUGCCAUUUUUUGAGGCCGUGUGGAACUUGCCGUGGGGAUGCAAAGUCAGCAUUUUGGCACUAUUUCUCCCCCAGCUCUACUGGUUCCGGCUGAUGGUACGUGGCGCAUUGAAGGUAUUCUUCCCACCGAAUGGUGCCCACAAGGGUAACGUGCCAGGUGGCGCCGCUUCGUGUGCAAACGAUGGAGCGACGACCACCAAUGGCGCUACCAUUAAACCGUCACAAUCCAAAGACAGUGAAAUACGCUCUUUAUUGUAAGAAAACAAAGCAACCAGCGAUCAAUCAAAAGUUAAGCUUGAAAAGGGGGGCGCAAGGGAAUUGCUCGUGUGGCGACGAGUCCGAGCAAAGCAGCCCUCGGUUAGCGGUACAGCGUAAGUGUUAUUUUGUGUGUAAUUGGAAUAUUCACCAUGCGGUAUUGAACGAGCGCAAAGAAGCACAAAAGUGCGUUGUUGUUGCACGUUUGAAGAUCCCGGUUUCCCAAAGGGGUUUUAGCGAUUUAAACUAGCCAUUAAGUGCGAACAAACAGGAAGGGCACGAACGAAGACAACCCGUUCUUCCACGGAGAAUCGUCAACGCAUAGUAGGAUUCAGCUUCAGCGCAGCUAUUUAGUUACCUAGUCAUAGUCAUUUUUGCAACCAUAACGUAGACGCACACGGAGAAUAGUUAGCUGUAGAGCGUGGCGAUUAUAUCGUUCUCUACGUGCUUCCACAUGUAUCUUGCCGUUUGUUUGUAUCAUCCUUUAAACAGAACAUUCACGAGGGGCGCAUCGGAUGCAUUAUCGUAUAAUAAUGUGCAGGAACCAAACCAAAUCAAUCUGUGUAGGCUUAUUGUGUAUCAGAAGCAUAUACUCUGGAAAUACGUUACGCUGGACACAGACACCCGUAACUAAUGCAACGAUCAUUGGCCAAUAUUUGCAAGUUAGAAAGGUAGAAGUUUUUGUGCAUUUUUUCUACCGAGCCGAGGCGCGCACAGCCUUUUUUGUGCGUAUUGUUAACUUAAUAUACAAGGAUUUCAUUCGGAAGCGCGCGUAACGUAUCGUGGCGAGAAGGAAACAUCCUACGAGACACGAAAGAUUGGACAGUAAUCCCAGGGGGAAAAGAACCCUAGAAAAGCGUAGGACUGAUCAGGAUUAAACCUAAAUCACUUAAUAACUGUUUAAUGGAGCUUUUGUAAUUAGUGUGAUCUGUUUACCCAACUGUUAGAGAUGUACACCAUUGUACACCAUUUUGGGCAUUUUAUCAAAAGAAGCAAACGUGUGCCGCACGGUCUAGAAAAUGAAGAUGAACGGUGCAUUUAAAGCCACACAAAUCCGUAUUCAGCCGUUGUAUAGCAAAAUGGUAACGUCAUUCCAGAUUGUUGCGCUUCCCUUCCCGGCGGGCUUUUUUACGGUGUGCAGUAGUGAAACAAUUGGGAAAGCGAAAAAUAUACAGAAAGAAAGAGAUUCGUUCACGGAACAGAUAAGCGCAAAAUGUUUUAGACAAAAACGAAACAUUUCUCUGGACAACAGGGAAGACACGCAAAAGGCGCACACGACAAGGAGCUACAUUCUGAUUACGACUAAUAUUAGCACACUGAAGGGAAGCGAAACCGGAAGAACAUUGUAAGAAUCAUACCAAAAUGGGGUGUUUGUGUACCAGUUUACAAAUAGAAAUAUAAUAUGUAUUGU